This is a messenger RNA of Lepus europaeus (European hare), 9751 nucleotides long. RefSeq names its product A-kinase anchoring protein 11 (gene AKAP11). Gene Ontology annotation, molecular function: protein kinase A binding. The coding region runs from base 217 to 5913 and encodes 1898 amino acids. The record is from RefSeq and is a predicted model, not a curated record. The transcript has 12 exons. Gene Ontology annotation, cellular component: cytoplasm. Gene Ontology annotation, biological process: intracellular protein localization. NCBI's taxonomy places the organism in Eukaryota, Metazoa, Chordata, Mammalia, Lagomorpha, Leporidae.
CUGGACCCCGAACAGCAUCCUUCGCUGUCAGAACCCCUGAGACCCGGAGCCGGGCUCUGCCCCGGUCUUGUCACAGAAACCGAACGCAUCCAGCGACUCCUCUGAGUGUCCAUAGUUUGCUGUCAGAUUCUCUAUGCUGGUCAUUCCCGAAUCUGAAAGGAUUGAGCGUGUUUUGUGGAUUUCCUCCUUGUUGAUGACACACACAGCAGCAUAGUUAUGGCGACUUCCCAGCAGCUCAGGAACAGUUACUUGAAGAUGAGAGCGCCUGUCAGAACAAGCUUCAGUGAAGAUGUGUUCCAGUCUGUAAAGUCUUUGUUACAGAGUGAGAAGGAACUAUGCAGUGUAGCACCAGAGGGCAGUCUAAAGCAGGAUGAACAUGCCAAUUUAACUGAGGUCACAUUUCUUAGUUUUAAUGAAGAAACAGAUACUGCUCAUAUACAGGAUUUAGCUGCUGUGUCUUUGGAACUUCCGGAGCUUCUGAAUUCACUCCACUUCUGCAGCCUAAAUGAAAAUGAAAUUAUUUGUACGAAGGAUAUAAAUAAAUCAUCAGAUAUUAGCAAUGAUUCUCUACAUCAGAGUCAUCAUUCUGGAAUGCUUUGUGUCAUGAGAGUGUCACCUACAUUACCAAGACUCAGAAUUGAUUUUAUCUUUAGUCUCCUAAGUAAAUAUACUACUGGCAUAAGAUACACCCUGAACACAUACUUGAAUCCAAAUCACCAACCUGAGACAACUGAUGAAGAUGAUGAUACUAACCAGUCCGUGUCUUCUAUAGAGGAUGACUUCGUCACAGCUUUUGAGCACUUAGAGGAAGAAGAGACUUCAAAACUGUAUAAUGAUGGAAUAAAUGUUAUUGCAUUAAGGAGCCAGUGUGAUGCUGCUUCUCAGACUAUUUCUGGUCACCAUUUAGAAAACCACGAUUUAAGGAUUCUGGUUAGUUCUGGACAACAGAAGUCAUUGACUAAACCUUCAACCUCCUUAAUAAAUGUUCUGGAACAUAAAGAACUACCUUCUGUGAAAACUUCAGUCACAACACCGAUUUCAGAGCCUUGGAUCCAAAGGAGUUUCUACAGAUCUUCUAAAGCUUCUGAGAAAGGCAGUGACAUACAGAAAACCUUUUUGUCUUCUUCACCUGCUUACUCCUCCGAAUCAGAAUGUUCAAGCCCAAGUCCUGUGAUUUUCUUGGAUGAAGAAGGAUAUCAAAAAAGUUUAAAGGCUAAACUUGAGCUGCCUAAAAUACCUGUGAUGAAAGAUGAUAUUGAAGAUUCAGACUCGGAAGUAAGUGAAUUUUUUGAUAGUUUUGAUCAGUUUGAUGAACUAGAGCAAACCUUAGAGACUUCUUGUCUGUUUAUAAAAGAUCCUGCUAUAGGAAAGUCAUCACAAAAGAAAGCGCAGAAACAUGAAAAGUCUUGUAUGAAUCCUCAAAAGUUCGAUCGUCCAGCCCUGCCAGCUAACGUUCGAAAGCCUACUCCUCGGAAACCGGAAUCUCCAUAUGGUAAUCUGUGUGAUGCUCCAGAUUCUCCUCGCCCAGGGAAGGCCUCAGGAGAAGACAGUGGUUUGUUCAGUCCUAUUCGUUCUUCUGCUUUUAGUCCUCUUGGAGGCUGUACCCCUGCUGAAUGUUUCUGCCAGACAGAUGGUGGAGGAGAUAGGCUUCAUGAGAAUCAUGAUUCCAUUUAUUACGCCUAUGAAGAUUAUGCAGAUAGUGUUUCGUGUGGAGUGCUGGACUCAGUUCUUCAUACCCAUCACGGUCAUUCACUAUCAAACAUCAAUGUUAUUAAAAGGGGAGAAAAUAAAACUGUAGCUCUUAAGCAUGGAAACCUUGACCAGCAAAGUAAAUCUAGAAACAAAUCAUUAAUGAUUAAAGAUAGUAUUCAGAAAUUUGCAGCAGACCUUGUGGAAAAAAGUUUGGGCAGUGCAUUUAAAGAUUUGCAGAAAGGACUCUCUUCGUGUACCAAUGCCUUGUGCCACUUAGCCAUCAAAUUGACGUCAUCCGUUUUUCAGAUGGCAUUUAAUGAACUGAGAAGACAACGUGCAUUUUCACUGAAAGAACGUGCCAUUAGUGGCCUGGCUAAUUUUUUGGUGAGUGAAGCUUUAGCCAAUGCCUUAAAAGAUUUACAGUAUGUAAAGAAGCAGAUAUUCACAAACACAGUUGCUAGGUUUGCUGCAGAUCUUGCUGAAGAGCUUGUUUUUGAAGGCAUCAUGGAAGUGUGUCAGUUUUCGUAUCCGCCAACACCUGCAUCUCCACAAUUUAAGUCAUUUGACUUUGAAAACAAAGUAGUGAAGUCGUAUGCAAGAGAUUUGUCUGAAUCUGUAAUACAGGAAGCCUUCAUUGAACUAUCACAAGUUGAUAUGACCUUCGCAACCAAGGCAGCAGUUAGUGUUUCUGUGGAUAAUGUCAAGUAUGUGAGUGCAGAAAGCGUAGUGCCAUCAACACAGACCUUCACAGUUUCUCCUUUCAACAACCAAGCAACUAUGGUGACGAAACCAACACAGGACUAUAAGAAGGAAUACACAGUGCAGCAGGCCUUGUUUUGUACUUCUGGAAUUGUUACUUCUAUACCAGUGCCCUUGGCAGGAAGUGCCCUUCUCCCAUAUCAUAUUUCAUCUGGAUGCCAGGCGAAGUCUCCUCUGUCCUCUGAUGGUAGUAAUUCAAAUGGUGAUCCUACCUCAGCAAAUGUUGCCACAAAAAGCAAAGGAGAAGAAGUAGCUUGUCUAAGAGAUACUUGUUUGCCUUCAGAACACAAUCCUCCUAACCAGAAUGAUUUUAAAACAGCUAAUGAUGAUGUUGAAAUGCAGAGUUCUUCAAAAUUAACAAGUGUUCCUGUGAUUAUUAGCAACUUUUCUUCAGCAAUGGCGCAUACAUUAGUAAAUGAAACCUUAGAGUCAGUGGCAUCAUUUGAAGUUACAGAAACAGUUGUUGAAUACGAUGGUUUAAAUAAAGCAAUAGAGGGAAGAACUUCUCCUUUGUCCCAUUGUGAACCAGCAACGUCGCGACAGAGUGAAGUCAGCAGUAGGGACGUGUUUGCUGACUGCUUAUCUAAAUCUAUUAUUAAACAUUCCAUAGAUGAAAGCAAAUCAGUGACCCCAAAUAGAGAUAAAACCGUAUGUAAGGAAGGCAUACCAAUUCCUGGAGAAAAACUACAGUUGACUUUCCAGAAGUUCCCCAAAUUUCUUGAUGUUCAAGAUCACUUGACUGACUGUUCACUUUCAGUUGGAAAGGAUUGUGCUCUAGAACAUAAAGGUUCUAUGGCUCAUGGAUUUCCUUUGGAGACACUGCCAACUUAUCCAACCACGGCAGGUCAGAAACUUGAUUUGACAGAACUUGCUAAGGAUAAAACAGUGAAAAAGCAUAAUGUGAAGAGUACAGCACUUGAGCCCUUGACUUUUGGGCAGGAAAAUUCCUUUCCUCAUUCACAUGCUUUCUCGUCUUCAGUGCUUACCUGUGUAGAUGGCUUUCAUGUGGAAGACAAGCCAAAAAUCAGAGACAGAAAUGUAAUACCUGACACUCCUCCGUCGACUCCUCUGCUACCAUCCCAGGCCAGUUCUGAGUGGGAUAUUAAGAAGUUAACCAAAAAGCUGAAGGGUGAAUUAGCCAAAGAAUUUGCACCUGCUACGCCACCUUCCACACCUCACAACUCAUCUGUUGGUAGUUUGUCUGAAAAUGAACAAAAUACCAUAGAGAAAGAAGAGUUCAUGUUGAAACUCAUGCGGUCUCUUUCAGAAGAAGUUGAAGGUAGUGAAGAUGAAGAGCACCCACAAUUGGAUGUGAAGUCAGAGCACUUGGGGAAGAAAGUUCAAUUUGCCGACGGAUUAGCUACACACAUCAUUUCUGUGGCAACUGAAAUGGCAGCUUCCCACUUAGAUAAUAAAAUAACUCAAGAACCCAAGGGUGAAUGUGCUUACUUGGAUGUGCAGAGUCAAAGAAAUGCAUCGCCUACUUUUUUAAAUUGCUCAGCUGAAAAUUUGCAAACAUUGUGCAGCUUUGCAGGUGAUAUGGCAACGGAAGUCAUUACAGAAGCUGAGAAAAUUGCAAAAGCCAGACGUUGCAUGCUUUUUAGGCAGAGGAAGAACAGUUGUUAUCUUGAUGGUGACCGAGAUUAUCGAUCAGAAGAGAGAUUAAAUAUGGACGUUAUAGCACACCCAAGAGAAGUGGACCCAUUUCUUCUUUCAUUACCACCAAGUUCUUGUAUGUCAGGGCUGACGUAUAAGUAUCCCAGCUGUGAAAGUGUGACAGAUGAAUAUGCAGGCCACAUUAUCCAAAUACUAAAACAGGAAGGUGGUAACAGUGAGUUAAUAAUGGAUCAGUAUGCCAAUAGACUUGCUUAUCGAUCUGUUAAGUCAGGAUUACAAGAAGCAGCUAAGACAGCCAAAGUGAAGUGCAGUGCAACAGUGUUCCCUGUGCAGAGCUCACAGGUGAAGACAAACAGUGAGCUGCUAAUGCUGUCAAAUAAAGAGCACCGUCAAGAAAUAGAUAAAGAAAGACAAAGUAAAAGAAAUGGAAGUUACCUUUGUAAAGCUCACACUUGUGAAAGGACACAGGAUGCUUACAGAAGCGAGUGCUCUGAACUGUGUAGUUUUUCAGCCUCUCUUGCUCACAGGAUAGCAAGAGACGUUAAAAAAGAACUGACAGAAUCCGCAGUUGGCUUGCCAAAAUCCUCAACAGAGCCUUGCCUUUACGACAAAUCGGUGUGUGUUGAAGACACUGAGCAUCGCAUUGAACCAGAAUUUCCUAAAUCUCCUAUGCCUUCCUCUCAGCAUCACAGAUUUUACCAAAGAACAGGCAGUGUUACUGGACAUGGUUGUGGAGAGAAUGUUGUUCAAGCUAUAGAACAGUACGCUAAAAAAGUGGUGGAUGACACUAUAGAGCUAAGUUUAGGAUCUGCAGUUUCCCAAGUGUCUGAUGCCACGAGAUCAGCAGAUAGGCUCACUUAUGCUGAAAAGCUGUCACCACUUAUAAGUCGAGUUUGCAGAUACUGUGACCUUAAAGAACUUCAUGAUUGCACCGGAAAUUCAUCUCAGCACUUUCCCAGACAGAGUUCACUUUCUUGUAGGAAGCCAAUUUCAAAUUCAAAAUUUAGCAGUGUCUAUCAGAAAUCAAAAAUUUUUCAUCUUGAUGUUCCUCAAAUUCACGUUAACCUUGAUAAGAAGACGUUGCUUGCUGAGAAGAUAGUUGCUGAAGCAAUUGAAAAAGCUGAGAGAGAGCUGAGCAAUGCCAGUUUGGCAGCUGAUAGUGGCAUUGGGCAAGAUGGUGUUAGCUUUGCUGAAAGCCUUACCACAGAAAUAAUGACAUCAGCCAUGACAGAUGUUGGCCAGGCUGUUAGCUGUUCAAAAGAGAUAGAAGACUUUCAGUCAACUGAGUCUUUUGUUAGCCAGCAGAUGAAUCUCAGUAUUGGUGAUGACAGCACUGGUAGCUGGUCUAACUUAAGUUUUGAGGAUGAACACCAAGACGAAAGCAGCAGUUUUCAUCAUCUGAGUGAAAGCAGUAAUGGUAACAGCAGUAGCUGGAGCAGUCUUGGUUUAGAAGGAGAUUUGUAUGAGGACAAUUUAUCCUUUCCAACAUCAGACAGUGAUGGACCAGAUGAUAAAGAUGAGGAGAAUGAGGACGAUGUAGAAGGUUUGGGGCAAGAAGGAAAGACUCUGCUAAUCACAAAUGUUGACAUGGAGCCAUGCACCAUAGACCCCCAGCUAAGGAUUGUUCUGCAGUGGCUUGUUGCCUCUGAGGCUGAAGUUACAGAACUUUAUUUUCAUGACUCUGAAAAGAAGGAGUUUAUACAACUUUCCAAACGAUUACAAGAAAAAGGAUGCAAAGUGGGAGACCUUCUGCAGGCUGUGCUUAAAUAUUAUGAAGGGAUGGAAAACACUUCCAGUGAGGAGAAAAGCAAGUCACUGUUUGAUUGGCUCAUGGAAAAUGCAUAGAAGAAAUGCAUACACCCCAAACCAGUAUAUUUUACUGCUUGUUUUGGGAGAGGGGAAAACAGAUAAAGAUGCUUAGGAUGAAAUUUGAAUAGUAAAUAUUAACAUUUUAACUGAAUUGGGAGGAAAGUUAAUAACAGCUUUUUAAGUGCUUUAUGUCAUCACACGAUGUAUAUAGUUCAUACUUUUGUAAUUUCUGUCAAAAUAGUACCUUCAGUUAUUCUUCUGUACACAUGUGCUGUGUGUUGAGACCCUAAGAAUAUGUAUGUGAAGGCAGGUCUGGUGGGAGCUUUUUGGGCGUUGUCUUAACAGCGUUCUUGUGCAUCUAAAUUGUGCUGCUAGGAACUCUACUGAGGUGGCUGAGGAGAGGGUCCAGUGAUGGUGUUAGUAAUUUGCCCCUUUGCAAACAAAUGGUUUCCAGUUAAUAACUAGUCUGACAUCAGAAUACAAAUCUGAGGCUAAUUUUUGUUUCUGAUAGAUUUAGUCUUUUUGUUCUGCUUUUGAAAAUCAGUUUUAUUUUCAUAGUUCAGCUGUAGGAAACUUUGUGAUUCCUCUUAACUAUUUAAAGCAGAAACAUUGGUAGUUUAGAUUUCUGUAAACACCAUCAGUGAUAGUUUCUCUGGCCUUUCAUGCAGUUAUCUUACUUGCCAAUGAUGCCAAUCCUUCUGGUGUGGAAGUGUGUGUGUGUGCGUGUGUGUGUGUAAAGGUACUUCAGCCUUUACUAGUGGUUUGCUCCCUCGUUUUUUUUGUUCUUUUUCUAGUUAAAAAUCUGCUGUGCUGUUAAUAUUAAAAAGGUGCUUUAAAAGGAAAAUGUCUAUAAAGAUUGUGCAGUAAGAAGUUUUUUUUUUCCUUUUUGACAAUUUUGGAUCCCCAGCUUAUCCUGUCGAUGAAAAUUCAAGUUGCAAAACAUGUUGAAAUUUUAAUAUUUAAUUUUAAUAUAGAAGAGCAUUUAAAGAAGCCCAAGAGUGACUUUCAUUGUUGGAUUUUUGAGAAAAGCUCUUCAUUUUACCAAGGAUAAUUUUUUUCUAAAAAUAUUGGGAUCCCCUUCUACCUCUGUCCAGCAGAUAGAAUUUAUUUGCGGUUGUGAAGUUCUCUGAUGUGGUCUCUCUCUGCUCUGCAUUUUUCCUACUGCUUUGUCUUUGGAACCUGCAAGCUGACGUGACUUGGUGACCAGGAUUAUGUCUCUGUUUUGUGUGUAUGGAUAUCUCUAUGUACAUUUCUGGUUCUCCCACUAGUGGAUUUUGUAAUGUAGGAUAAGUUGCUUUUCCUGGGGCUUUGAUUUUUGCUCCACCAUGUUUUCUUUUUUCCUGAGCACUGACUAUAGAGGCCGCACAAAAUAUAGAAGACACAGCACCUGCCAGGGAGUAGGGAAUAAAGGCACUUACAUUACAUGUGAAUUAAUAAUUAUACUAGAGAAACGUAAUUUAUAGUAAAAGAUUCAAAUUUGCUUUUUAAGAAAAAUCCCCAAAGCUAUUUAAAUAUUUGGUGGUUACACUGUAAGCUUUGAUUUAUCUCAAUUUAAGAUACAGAAAUAAGACUAUACCUUAAACGUCGAUUUUCCUAAAAUGUCCUCAAGUAUUGUUUAAGGUGGAGAGAUAUAGGGAAUAUAUAAUCAGAAUUGUUUCUGCCUUUAGCUUUUCAGAACUUUUAAGCUGUGACAGCAUCAAGGAGGGGUAUUUAGAUGAUAGGACUAGGCAUGUUGCUCUUGUUAAUUAUAACAUGGAUUAAUUGAUUAUUAAAUGUAGAGUAUAUUUUUACAAGUAUCUAACUUGUUGAAUUUGUUGCUCUUGUUAAUUAUAACAUGGAUUAAUUGAUCAUUAAAUUUAGAGUACAUUUUAUAAGUAUCUAAUGUCAAAUUGUGUCUAGUAACUUGGGUUUGAUUAACAGCAAAACUGAGUUCUGAAUUUCUUUUAUACUAAAGUGACAGUACAUUAGUUUUGUAAAACUUUCUGUGCUUGAGAACGUUUUUUAUGUUAAUGACUUAAUCAUUUUUAGGUAAGGUUUGCCUCAUGUUCUUACUUCCUUUGCAUUUCGCUGGAUCUGUGCUGGGUUUAGAGUUCCCUUAUUUAACCACUACAUAAUGACAGAUGAGUCACUAGGCAUUAGCAUUCGUGGUUAAAAUAAUCAUGGAACUCCACACUGAGGAAAUUCAAUGCAGGGGCAGAGACCUUGUGGAAGGGCCUUGACAUGGUGGCAGAUGUGAAAAGAAGCUUGAGUUAAGCUUCCUUAUACAGAGAGCAAACAUUUAAAUUUAAAGCAGUAUCUUACGUAGAGUCUAAACUUUCUUUAAAGGCACUUUGUAUUUUCCCAAAGACUUUCCAGAUCUGUUUGGUUGCUCAGUCUGUGGAGGACAGCUCUGACUUUAUUACAAAUCUGCUUGAUGUGUUUAUAUUGUGGCAUUGUAAUAUUGCCAUUCUACACAUUUUGGCUCCAUGAAAUAUGUCUUAUUCAGUACUGUUAAAGUUGUGAUGUGCAUUGAGCUGAAUUCUGUUUACCAGUUUCAAAACCAUCCUGUGAUCUGUGGAAAGGAAGUAAGACCUCUGAAAUGGGGUUUUCAGAGCAUUUAUUUCAGAUGAAAUGCCAUGUUCUUUUCUUAAGCCAACUUUAAAUUACAUUUAUAUUUUUGGUAUUAUGAUGUUGAUUUUGAAAAUAUUUCCUGAUUUAUACAAAAGAAGUGACUUAUUUACAAAUCAAAAAGAAAAUGACUGUCUCUUUGGUGUUUGAUAUGACUUAAUGGCAUUCGAAAACCUUUGAGAGUGUUCACUCAGUGAAUAUAUGUAGAACAUCUUUAUAUUCUGAAUAGUGUUCCACUGAUCCUUUCAGACAUUUGAUAUGAAUUCAGUUUUGCUUAAAUAAGGAUUUUAUUUGCUGUUAGAAUUUAAUUAAGUGUACUUAUGUAGAAAGUGAAAGUUUACUUAUUUGAUUUUUUUUUAGGUGAUUUUGACAUUAGUACACAUUUCCCAAAUGUACAAUUUAAUCUUGAUUUCUUAUCAGAGUCCAGACUCAAAUGUCUACUUAUAAAUGUAUUCUUCCACAGUACUAUUGUCAGUUUCCCUUCGGUAUAUCACUGAAAAUUUUAUGUCUCCAAAGGGAACUUGCCAUAGACUUUUUUUUUUUUUCUAAUGACACAUCCAUACUCAGGGUGUAGGAAAAAUAUGUUCCAUUAAAACCCUAUUCACCUGUCACCAGCACAAGAGAAUGAGAGCUUUAAUGGAAAUCAGAAAAAUUGUACUAAAGUGAAAUGCAUUUUCUUCUCAUUUUCAGCAAAAACCCUGUAAGCAUUUACUCAUUGACUGUAUUCCUGCUCUGAAGAUGCAGAUACAGUGUUAGUCACUCACGUCACUUUAUUUAUUUAUUUUUUUUACCAUCCAUGUACAUUCCUUUCAUUUGGGUAGUAGUUGUAGUUCCAGGGCUUUUGCUUUGUUUUUGUUGUAAUGUUUGAAUUCUAUUUAAUAUCAGGUUCUAAUAUUGCUACCUUUGGUUCCUUGUGCAGUGUUAAAAGUAAUACACAUUCUUGUUUCAUACACCAGAUAUAUAACAAAAGCAGCUUUGUGUAACUAUAGCUGUUUAUUUGGCUAUGCCCAGUUACUACAUUAAGAUCUCAUACUGUGUAACGUAACUUUGGUUUGCUUUUCAGUAAUUUAAUAUGUUCUCUUUCCAAAAUAUGAACUUCAAGAUUCACUAAAGUUUUGUUUUAGCAGUGGUUCAAAAAUUCACAAAUUGCUUUUGUAAUAAUUUGCAGUUAAUUAUUCCUUUAUCUUACAAUUGUUUAAGCCUGUGAUCUUUCCUCUCCCAACUAAGAAUGUUUCAAUAAAUAUAAGAAAUGCCUAGGUGUGGUUUU